CGAUCCCGUUCCAGGUGGAGGCGACGAGGCCCGGUUUGCGUGCCACGCCGCCCCCCCUACCGUCCCUGGUUUGCUGCCCAAGGGAGGCGGUGGCGAAACCUCACCCUCCAUCCUCCUCCUCCUCCUCCUCCUUUCUGCGAGGAGGAGCUAUAUAUAGACCGGGCUGGACGCUCUUGGAUCCUCACCGAUUUGGUUUGAUUUAAUCUGAGGUUGUGUUCAGUGAGAUUCUUGGAGGGAAGGGUUUGGUUUGGUUUGGAUUUCGGGGAGAAGAGAACAAUGGCGACCGCCGGGAAGGUGAUCAAGUGCAAAGCGGCGGUGGCAUGGGAGGCCGGGAAGCCGCUGGUGAUCGAGGAGGUGGAGGUGGCGCCGCCGCAGGCCAUGGAGGUGCGCGUCAAGAUCCUCUUCACCUCGCUCUGCCACACCGACGUCUACUUCUGGGAGGCCAAGGGACAGACUCCCGUGUUCCCUCGGAUCUUCGGCCAUGAAGCUGGAGGUAUUGUGGAGAGUGUUGGAGAGGGUGUGACUGAUCUUGCCCCUGGUGACCAUGUCCUCCCUGUGUUCACUGGGGAGUGCAAGGAGUGUCCCCACUGCAAGUCAGCAGAGAGCAACAUGUGUGAUCUACUCAGGAUCAACACUGACAGGGGCGUGAUGAUUGGCGACGGCAAGUCGCGGUUUUCUAUCAAUGGGAAGCCUAUUUACCAUUUCGUUGGGACUUCGACCUUCAGUGAGUACACUGUCAUGCAUGUUGGUUGCGUGGCAAAGAUCAACCCGGAGGCUCCCCUUGAUAAAGUGUGUGUUCUUAGCUGUGGUAUUUCUACUGGUCUCGGUGCUACAAUCAACGUUGCAAAACCACCAAAGGGAUCAACUGUGGCGAUAUUCGGUCUAGGAGCUGUAGGCCUUGCUGCCGCAGAAGGUGCAAGGAUUUCAGGAGCAUCCAGGAUCAUCGGUGUUGACCUGAACCCCAACAGAUUUGAAGAAGCUAGGAAAUUUGGUUGCACAGAAUUUGUGAACCCAAAGGACCAUGACAAGCCAGUUCAGCAGGUACUUGCUGAGAUGACCAACGGUGGAGUCGACCGCAGUGUUGAAUGCACUGGCAACAUCAACGCCAUGAUUCAAGCCUUUGAAUGUGUUCAUGAUGGCUGGGGUGUCGCUGUUCUUGUCGGUGUGCCGCACAAGGACGCCGAGUUCAAGACCCACCCGAUGAACUUCCUGAACGAGAGGACUCUCAAGGGAACCUUCUUCGGCAACUACAAGCCGCGCACUGAUCUGCCCAACGUCGUCGAGCUGUACAUGAAGAAGGAGCUGGAGGUGGAGAAGUUCAUCACGCACAGCGUGCCGUUCUCGGAGAUCAACACGGCGUUCGACCUGAUGCACAAGGGAGAGGGCAUCCGCUGCAUCAUCCGCAUGGAGAACUGAGAGGUUUUCUGGGGUUUUCUGGGGUGUUGGGUAAUAAGAUGAUGGCAGCUUGAGCCUGUCCAUGGUGGUGGUGAUGAUGCACACGGUUCUUCCUGUGUAUCCUGGGCAAAUUUCGGCUUUGUCAAUCAGCAGUAGUAUGGAGUUAUUACCCCCUGUGAUCUUUUGGCGUAAUAUUAUCAUAUAAAACAUACGAGUUUCAGUUCUUGAUC
Messenger RNA from Oryza brachyantha (malo sina), 1625 nucleotides. RefSeq names its product alcohol dehydrogenase 1. Gene Ontology annotation, molecular function: S-(hydroxymethyl)glutathione dehydrogenase [NAD(P)+] activity; zinc ion binding. Gene Ontology annotation, cellular component: cytosol. Gene Ontology annotation, biological process: formaldehyde catabolic process. The record is from RefSeq and is a predicted model, not a curated record. NCBI's taxonomy places the organism in Eukaryota, Viridiplantae, Streptophyta, Magnoliopsida, Poales, Poaceae. The transcript is spliced from 10 exons. The coding region runs from base 277 to 1416 and encodes 379 amino acids.